Messenger RNA from Pararge aegeria (speckled wood butterfly), 4618 nucleotides. RefSeq names its product WD repeat-containing protein 48 homolog. Gene Ontology annotation, cellular component: mitochondrion. The transcript has 4 exons. The coding region runs from base 317 to 2257 and encodes 646 amino acids. Lineage: Eukaryota; Metazoa; Arthropoda; Insecta; Lepidoptera; Nymphalidae. Gene Ontology annotation, molecular function: GTP binding; GTPase activity; translation elongation factor activity. Gene Ontology annotation, biological process: double-strand break repair via homologous recombination; mitochondrial translational elongation; protein deubiquitination. The record is from RefSeq and is a predicted model, not a curated record.
UGCAAACUUGUAUUAACCUACGGUAUAUUGGAAAAUACACAAAGGGCUUUCAACUACAUUGAACAGACCAUUAAAAACUCAAUCUUAACAACAAUUUUAUUAAUCUAUAUCAUAUUGUGUGGUGUACACAGACUUAAAAUAGGGCGAAAGGCUGAAGUUAAAAGUGUGCAUAUGUUUAUGUUUUUUACAUGACUCUAUGAUUAGCUUUGUGUCAAUUGUCAAAUUAACGUGACGUUUGAUGAACCUCAAUACAGUGAAUGAAAUUCUGUAAAGUUUCUCAAAAUUUAAUUCAAUUACUUAUUUAAAAUGUCGGAAAAUGGCCAACAUGCGUAAAAAGACUCAAGUUUCGUUUGUGAUUCGUGACGAGGAGGAGAGGAGGCAUAAAAACGGUGUGAGUUCUUUACAAUUGGACCCGAUACAAGGGAGGCUUUAUUCAGCCGGUCGAGAUGGAAUUAUACGUGUUUGGCACACGGGUGGAGGUACUCAAGACCGAUACAUACAGAGCAUGGAACACCAUACCGACUGGGUUAACGAUAUAGUGCUUUGCUGUGGCGGUAAGAAUCUAAUAAGCGCAUCCUCUGACACCACCGUAAAGGUAUGGAAUGCUCCGAAAGGCUUUUGUAUGUCUACUCUUAGGACUCAUAAAGACUACGUGCGAACGUUAGCCUAUGCUAAGGAUAAAGAGCAAGUCGCAAGCGCUGGCUUAGACCGUGCGAUAUUCUUGUGGGAUGUUAAUACUCUAACAGCCCUAACUGCAAGUAACAAUACAGUUACCACUUCAAGUUUAGUAGGCAAUAAGGAGUCCAUAUACAGCCUUGCCAUGAAUCCCCCUGGCACAAUUCUUGUCAGUGGUUCUACAGAAAAAGUACUUAGGGUGUGGGAUCCUAGAAACUGUUCAAGACUUAUGAAGCUCAAAGGUCACUCUGACAAUGUUAAAGCAUUAGUUGUGAGUAGAGAUGGAUCGCAGUGUGUGUCAGGAAGUUCUGAUGGUACUAUAAAGCUAUGGUCAUUAUCGCAACAAAGAUGUGUAUCUACAAUUCGAGUUCACUCCGAAGCGGUUUGGGCUCUUUUAGCCACAGAAAACUUUACUCACAUUAUAUCUGGUGGAAGGGAUCGUCUAGUCAUUAUAACUGAACUCAGAAACCCAGAUAACUUUAUGAUAGUUUGUGAAGAGACUGCACCUAUUCUUAAGUUAUGUUUCACAGCUGAUCAGCAAGGUGUGUGGGUUGCCACUUCAGACUCAGACAUAAACUGUUGGAAGCUGCCACCUCUUAACUCUUUAAACUCUGAUAUGUAUAAUCAAAAUAAUUACAACACAAAUAAUGUUUAUCAGACACAACCUCUACAUCAUAUAGCUGGUGGGAGAGCAAUAAAACAUUACACAGUGCUUAAUGGAAAACGGCACAUUUUAACUAAAGAUACUGCUAAUAAUGUUGUUUUGUAUGAUGUGUUGAAAGCAUGUAAAGUGGAAGAUUUAGGAGAGGUUGACUAUGAAGAGGAAGUAAAGAAAUGUUUUAAAAUGAUCUACGUACCAAACUGGUUUAAUGUCGAUUUAAAAACUGGUAUGCUCACAAUACAUUUAGGACAAGAUGAAACAGACUGUUUCAGUGCCUGGGUCAGUGCUAAAGAGGCUGGUUUAACCACUGAGAUGGAUCAGAAAGUAAACUUUGGGGCAUUGUUGCUGCAAGCAUUACUGGAACAUUGGAAUCACCCCAACAGGGUGAAUGAAGCAGGGCAAAAAGUUAUCGGGAAUAAUUUUUUCAGUGUCCCAUUGCAUACACCAUUAAUAUUUAGUGAAGUGGGUGGCAGAACACUUUAUCGACUGCAGGUAGGUGAUGCAGGAGGCGAGACUGAGAGCAAUCUUCUGAUGGAGACUGUACCAUCUUGGGUGGUUGACGUAGCUAUAGAGAUGGCAGCGCCUAAACUUAACAAACUGCCAUUUUAUCUGCUACCACACUCUAGUUGUCAAAGCAAACAGGACAGACAGAAAAAGGACCGAUUAGUAGCGAACGACUUCAUCCAAUGCCGCAAAGUUGCGGAGCAUGUGGUGGAGAAGAUCGUCGGCGGUGGUGAUGUGAACGGAGCAAGCGCGGCCAAGAACAGCGAGGAGAGUGUGAAUGAGUCACCUGAGGAGAGGGUCGAGUUGCUGUGCUGUGAUCAGGUAUUAGAUCCUAACAUGGACUUAAGGACAGUAAGGCACUUUAUAUGGAAAUCCAGCGUGGAGUUCACGUUACACUACAGAGUGCUGAAACAAUGAAAAUCAAUUGUUUUCUCUAUGGAAUUGAACAAACAGUUGAGAAAGUGUUGUGUUAUCUUUGAUCAAGAUAAGGAAGUUUCGUACAGUGAGUUAAUUUAAAUAAUAGUGGUAUUAUUGAUCAUGUUUACUUUAGAGCCACCAAAAACUUGAGAUUUUUCAAAUUAAUUAUUGAUCAAUCAAAUUAUAAUCUGGCCAUCGAGAGACCGAAAAAAACAUAGAAGCCGUACUUUCUAACAAAUUGACAUUCGAAUUGGGUUUAAUAAGUCCAUUUGCAUUGAGUCACAAAGAACAUGAUUGGUUCUACAGUAUGUCAUGCAGCAUGGGACAAGCCGUGAUUGGCUGUCAGCAUUGUGUCUAGCGAACCAAACACAUGCGGGGCACACUUCAUAAGCCACUCCCACCGAGUGUUUUCGUUUGGCUAUUUUUGAGCAGUAGAUAUUCUUCUAAGUUUUAGUCUUUCGCUGGUUCAUGUCACAUCUGUGUGUCAGUUAUUUAAAAAAAACAGUUAAUUUAACCUUGUAACUUCACACGUUCUUCACACUUCACAAGUUUAAGAGAAAUUCUGUUUUAUAAUUUAGUAAGCGCAAAAAAAGUAUGAUAUGAUAUAGCAUUUAAACUAUUUAAUGAUAAUUAUCCUUUAGUAUUGCAAAUAAUUUACUACUCCGCAUUGGACCAGCCUGGUGGAAUACGGACUACACCCUUCUCAUUGUCGAAGGAGAUCUGUGCCCUGUACCUAUAUCGGCUGAUGAAAUGUUCUAUUUUUUUAUAUCUCUGUGGUUUGCGGUGGCUCUAACAAUGAUUACUCAACUGUGUAUAGUGAAAACAACUGUAACGUUUUUCCGAUGUAUUUAUAUUUCUUAUUUGUAAUACAGAGUAAACUCUACAAGUCUUUUAGUGAGUACUGACGUAUCUGUAGGUAUAAUGAUUGUAUGAUGUCGUUAGAAAUCAAUAUGUCUGCUAAGUGAAAAGGUUAUCGCUAUGCUAUAUUGUGUAUAUCUAUUUAUAUAGUCCAUUGUACGGUCUAAUGCUUGAUGUACUUAUGAUAUUGUAUAAAAAUGUGAAUAAAAUUUGAUGUCAUUAUUGUGAUUCGUCAAUUAUGAAAAUUUAAAUGUAAGUUAUUUGACUACAUUCCUCUUGACGUAAAACAAAAUAAUACAAGUAAGGAAAAACUGUAUUUCAUGCAGUUCUAAACGACAAUUUAAUGUACAUACAAGUGUAUUAUCUAUAAAUUUUCUAGUUUUUAUUGUACUUCAGUUGGAAUAGUGUCCCAUCUUUGUGUGUCUGUUUGAUGUGUCUGACUGGAGUAGCUGUCCUUAUACCAAUGACAGUUGAAAUCUCCCCAUUUGACAUAGUUUAUCUCUGGAACUAAUAUGGAACAGUCUUCUUCUUCGGCUAAAUGCUGUCCCAUUGAUAUGACUACGCUUUCCAGCAUAUUCUAGCACACUGCCCGAUUGUGCAUCAAAUUUCUUGAGUAUAUGGGCUCUCAGAUCUGCGUUCACGAUAUCUAGCCAGAACUUUCUUGGCUAAAACUCCAGCCCUCAAAUCUUCUAGUGACUUGGAUUCCUGAUGCUUCUUAAAUUUAACCUUCUUCCUAAUUACCCAUUGAACCGAUUCAUUCCAUCACCACGUUUCACUUCAUUACCAGAUUCAGUGAUUUCUCAGGGCUCUGCGUCAAAAACGAUCCACUGACUUAGUUUCGGCAGCGAAUCCUAUACUUUCGACGCCUAGGCGAAAAUCAUUUACUUUGUCUCUGUCUUCAUUUGGUUUUGGGUACUCUACGCUUCCUUUUUUUUGGACAGUUUUUAGGUCCAUGACAAGGAUGCUGUGUUGAGUUGUAUGAACCAAUACUACAGUGUUUUUAUUUAUUCAAGUUUUGGUUCCUAGGACACUUUUAUCACAGUUUCACAACAUAGAUAAAUUGGUGACAAAAAUAAAAUUAAUACUGUUUUUUUAUUUUACUAAACACCGAAUUAAAUUUUCAGAAUAACUUACGGAUUGUCUUUUCAUGGUUAUUUUUACAUUCAAUACGCUAUUGGUUUGAUUGGAAUAUAAGCAAAUUUAAAUUUUUAGAAAGCAUUCAAAGGAGGACGGUGAGCUCCCAUAUAGUUCUGGACCCAGACUUAAGAUCCACGUUCACGAAUAAAACUUCUAAUACUUGUAGUACUAAACUAGAGUAACAAAAAAAGUUAAACAAAGUAAGCGAAAUAAAGUAGGGAGAAAAAUAUAUUCAUAUUAUUGUUGAACGUGAGUUUGGUUAAUAUUUUAUCGUAUCAAAGCAAAAAUUUUUGAUUAUCUUACUACUUAUGCCAAGGAGAACAUUAACAUUGGAAGAUGUUAUUUAAGCAAGUUAAAAUUGACACA